AUGAUUUCCUCGCGCUCCGCCAGUUCUUCUUCUUCUCGAUUGACCUUGUCUCUCUCUUCCGUGUCCGACUUGGAGUCCGCCAAGACACAGCUCCAAGAGUUUCGAUCUACUGACAGUACUGGUGCCAGUACUAGUAGUGGUAAGACACUAGUAGUGGGUGUAUUGAUUUCGGAUCCACGGUUGAUUCGAAAUCAUGCGGCCGAACUUCAGAGCUUCUUGCGGGUUCUCAACAGCAACGACAACAACAAGAGCAAGAGUAGUGACCUGCACGAACUCCGCUUGGCCAUUCGUGGCGUGGGCAAACCAUUGGGUCGUCAACCACAAGCAGCCGAGACGGACGACUCCAAUGCUCUCUCGGCCGACGCCGUGGCCGAUCUUCUCUCGAGUCUUUCCGCGUCCACAACUACCAUCAAGAAGCUGUCGUUGGAAUUGAGUGUCUCCAAGUUGCAAGGAUCACUGCGUCGCUUGUGCCAGACUCUGCUGGACGCCAAGUCUCUCUAUCGAGUGGUCCUUCACGAAUGUCACACAGAACAAGACGAACGUCAUCAAGGCAUGCUGCCCUUGUUGGAAACCCUGGCGCAAUGCGACAGGUUGGAUACGUUGACACUCGAAGCCGUCGAUUUUCCCGUGGGCGACAUUACCGCUCGUGUCCUGGCACGGCUCGUUCAGAAUAAUACCGCAUUGACCAAGUUGGAGUUUCAAAAUUGCGUCAAUUUGGGAGACGAAGAACUCUUGCCUCUGUUGCGACAGUUGCCUGGGUCUGCGCUGCAACACUUGAAGCUCAGCACGGGCUUGUCCAUGCAACAGCCUCAUCCCGGUCUUCAAUGGGGCAAUCCAGUGGUGACAGCCGUCGCGCAAGCACUACGAGAUCCUGCCUGUGCGCUCCAAUCCUUGCACAUGACACACACCAAUUCUACUUCAGCAACAACGCAACAGCAUCAUACAGCACCCGCGCUGGUUUCGUUGCUGCCCAUUGUUCAGGCUCUGCAAGUCAAUACCAGCUUGAUCCGAUUGCAUCUCUACCAACACCACAGCAACACGUUGGCAUCGGAACUGGUCCGCAUCUUGAGCGCCAACGAAAACAUGUCCUUGCGGCAUUGCAACUCGUUGGGGGGAUCUCGUGACGAAUUUGCCGCACUGGCAUUUUACACGCGUCUCAACCAACUCCAGCGAUCGAAACUCUUGCAUGGAUUCGAAUCCAACGACAACGACAACAACGACCAACUAGUCAUGUCCACGCUCCUGGAACAAUCCAGAGAUCAUCGAAUUGUACAUUACCUACUCUCCAACGCUCCUUCUCUUAUCGUGACGCGACUUGCUGCAUGAGCGUCCGGCAUUUUACCGUAGUAGUCGACUUACAUUACAUAAAGGUUUACAUUCAUUCAUUACUAAAAGCAAGGUUACAUACAUA
Messenger RNA from Seminavis robusta, 1411 nucleotides. The record is from the annotation of a GenBank genome assembly. NCBI's taxonomy places the organism in Eukaryota, Bacillariophyta, Bacillariophyceae, Naviculales, Naviculaceae.